GGCCCAAAGCCGAAAAAGGCCCCCGAUGCAGCAUCACAUCCAAUCAUCCACCUCAUGAGAGAUGCCCAGCACGACUUCGCCGAGGUCAGGAAACGACAGUCCACGUCUCUGGAAGAGGCCGUCAAAGAGUACCGCAGGCGAUACGGCAUCCCGCCUCCUCCGCACUUUGACAAGUGGUACGACUUCGCCGUGAGCAACAAGGUGCAGCUGAUUGACGAGUUUGACACCAUCCACGACAUGAUGACUCCCUACUGGGGGCUGCAGCCGCGGACGCUCCGCGCAAGGGUGACGGAGGCGCUGGGAUAUGAUAACGGGCUGUUGGGUGUUGCUAUCCGCGAUCAUGAGAUUACGCACAUGGAGCAUGGGUUCGAGUGGCAGAAGAAUGCCACAAAGGGCAUGAUGGACAAGUUUCUACAGUACCUGCCGGACAUGGAUCUGGCAUUCAACAUCCACGACGAGCCUCGAGUUGUUGUUCCGCAUGACGACCUGUCUCGCCUCGUUAGCAAAGCCAAGGACGAGACCAUGGCCGCGUUGAGCGGCAAAACGAAGCUCGUCAACGACUUCUCAGCAAGGCCAUCCGACCUCAACGACGGCAAGACGUUCAAGGAGACAAAGCUCACGCGCUUCAGCAACAUCCGGCACCAGUCCACCUGGGCAGACUCCCGCCUGUCCUGUCCGCCAGACAGCCAGGCAAGGAUCCUCGAAGACGAGCGCGCCGACGAUCUGAGCCGGUACGGCGUCAGCGAUCUCGCUUUCGUGUACAACGCCACUGCCAUGUCCGACAUCUGCCUUACGCCGUCCCUCAGCUCGACGUAUGGCUUCUUUGACCGCCCAAACACGUUCAUGAUCACCCACGACCUGCUGCCCGUCUUCUCCCAGUCCAAGAUAUCGUCCUACGGGGACAUUGUCUACCCGUCUCCGUGGUACUGGUACAAGAAGGUCGCGUACAACGAAAGCAACGACAUGUCCUGGGACGACAAGGAGAGCAAGCUCUACUGGCGAGGUUCCACGACCGGAGGCUACAGCCGCAACGGCGGUUGGAGGCGGCAUCACCGCCAGCACUUUGUUCAAAAGAUCAACUCCAAGGAGCAGGCCAAGAUCAUGGCCAACAGCGGCACCCCCGAGAGCCCCCAAUGGGAGCCCAAAGAGGUGCCCCGCGGCGACUACCAAAAGCUCGUCGACGUUCACUUUUCUCACGUCGGGCAGUGCGAUCCGGGAGACUGCGAGGCCCAGAAGCAGUUCUUUGACGUGGUCGAUCCGGUCGACCAGCAAGACGCCUGGGGGUACAAGUACCUCCUCGACAUGGACGGCAACGCCUUCUCCGGCCGGUUCUACGCCUUUCUGCAGAGCCGCAGCCUGACUUUCAAGCUCGCGCUGUUCCGGGAAUGGCACGGCGAGUGGUUGAGGCCGUGGGUGCACUACGUGCCGCUGAGCCUGCAGGGGGACGACUGGCUCGAGGCGGUGCGCUUCGUCGACGAGGAUCCCGAGGGGGCUGCCGAGGGGCGCAAGAUUGCGGAGGAGAGCCGCGAGUGGGCGAAUCGGGCGGUGAGGAAGGAGGAUAUGGAGGUGUGGUUUUUCAGGUUGCUCUUGGAAUAUGCACGGGUCAUCGACGAUAACAGAGAGAAUCUUGGAUUUCAGAUACGAGCUGGGAGGGCAUGA
Molecule: messenger RNA, 1659 nt
Organism: Trichoderma reesei QM6a
Lineage: Eukaryota; Fungi; Ascomycota; Sordariomycetes; Hypocreales; Hypocreaceae
Exons: 2
Coding region: 55-1659 (534 amino acids)
Source: RefSeq, a predicted model, not a curated record